AUAUCCUUCUACAUAUAUUCACAAUUUGUAGGUAGUACAAGAACUGAAAAAUAAUUUUUGGUUGCCAGUAUACCUGUAGUCGUUGCACUGAUCAGUCGAUAGUUUUGUGAUAAAUUAUUUCUCAAGUGAAUUAAAUUAUUAACCAUGGGACGUGAUUCUAGAAAGGUUUCAAGAGAACUUCGGAGUUCUGAAAAAAUUAAUAAGUCGCGUUCAGUCAAAAGAAAGAAUGUUUUUAAUCCGAAAACAGCCGAACGUGAUGAAAGUAUUCAGAGUACAUCUUCUAAAAAAUUAAAACAAAACACUGAAGAUGAUGUACCUGAAGACAGCAGUACUGAAUUUCGAAUAAUAAAUUUUAUUCAGGUAUUCACUGCAAUUUCUGCUCUUAUAAAAUGUAAAAAAUGUGAUGGAAAUGUAGUGUUUCAAACAGCAAGUACACGUGGGCUGGGAUUCAAAAUUGUAGUUGCAUGUAAUAACUGUGGAAAUGAAUAUAUUCCUUCCUGUUGAAAAUAUGAAAUCUGCUAUAAUGGCAACCUUUUAUCACUACGGCUCGAGUGAUGAAAAACCGAAUCAUGAUAUGUGUCCAAAAGGCGAAGAAUCUUGGUGCUCUUACCAGCGCGCUGAAGCAAGAGGAGAGCUUGAUACCUUUUCUCACGAUUAUUCUCCUUUACCUUCUGAUGUUUUAAAAGCUAUCAAGCCUAUAUACGAAGAUCUUAGUAAUGAAAAUUUACUUUCAAGAUGUGUAGGUGGAUUCAAUCAGAAUAAUAAUGAAAGCUUUAACCAACUAGUAUGGAAAAUAUGCCCAAAAACGGUAAAUACUAGUUUUACUAUCGUACAAAUAGCUGCAUACGUUGCUAUGUGUAUAUUUAAUGAGGGUAUAAAUUCAUUAUUAGUCUUGAUGAAUACACUAGGACUUAAUUGUGGGCCUAAUUCUCAUCGGUAUGCAGAAAGAAUGGAUGCUGCACGUAUCAAAGUAGCAGAUAAGCGCGCUAAUGAUAACACCCGAGAAGGUCGAUUGCAACGUAGGCACCAGCAAAUCGAUAUUUUGGAAGCUGCUAUGUCGGCUGAAGAGCUAUUAUAUGGUCCAGGAAUAGAUGACUCAGUAUGAAUCUCCAAGGACUUAUGAUGAUCACCGCAAAGGACUUCGGGAGGAACGGGCUCUACAAAAACAGCGAUAACUUUUUGAAUUAUUAAUUUUUUUUUUUGAAAUUUUCGUGAAGUCAAAUCGAAACGUGUUCUAAUAAAGCUAUGUUUUUAUUUUUGUCAAAUAAAGUAAUUAACUACAAAAAAAAAAUUAUU
This is a messenger RNA of Microplitis mediator, 1296 nucleotides long. RefSeq lists its product as uncharacterized. The transcript is spliced from 2 exons. NCBI's taxonomy places the organism in Eukaryota, Metazoa, Arthropoda, Insecta, Hymenoptera, Braconidae. The record is from RefSeq and is a predicted model, not a curated record. The coding region runs from base 482 to 1105 and encodes 207 amino acids.